Molecule: messenger RNA, 1744 nt
Organism: Brienomyrus brachyistius
Lineage: Eukaryota; Metazoa; Chordata; Actinopteri; Osteoglossiformes; Mormyridae
Gene: odad4
Product: outer dynein arm docking complex subunit 4
Exons: 11
Coding region: 138-1631 (497 amino acids)
Cellular component (GO): cytoplasm
Molecular function (GO): protein binding
Source: RefSeq, a predicted model, not a curated record
GAAAACGAGCACUGUGUGUUAGGUUGGUUGCUAGGAUACGGCUAUAUUAGGCCGAGCAAAAUAAACAGCGCGGAUUGUGAUAGAUGCGGUUUUAAAAGGUGGACACUGGCCGAUGAUAGACAAGAAAAACUAGUAUAAUGUCAGAUACCGAAAAAGAUCAAGGACCCAAGAGCACGUUUACCACUUAUAUGGCCGAAGGAGACCAGCUUUAUCAUAAAGGCGAAUACCUGAAAGCCACUGAAAGUUACACUACGGCAUUGACACUGCAGCCAAAUGACAAGAACUGCUUGGUGGCCCGAUCUAAGUGCUACGUGAAGAUGGGGGAUUCUGAAAAUGCGCUGCAGGAUGCCGAAGCAUCUCUCAAAGACGAUAAAGAAUUUUUUAAGGGUCUCUAUCAGAAAGCAGAGGCACUGUACGCUCUGGGGGACUUUGAAUUUGCUCUAGUGUUUUACCAUCGCGGCAACAGGCUGCGCCCAGGGCUCCAACAGUUCCGCCUGGGGAUACAGAAGGCUCAGGAGGCCAUUGACAAUUCAGUUGGCAGCCCUUCGUCAGUAAAACUGGAGAAUAAAGGAGAUCUGUCCGUCUUCCAUAAACCAGUUGAGGGUAAAAAGGGGAAGCUGAAGGGAUCAAUCCUACCCUCAAAGAAAGCGCAACAGCUGAGCCAAAAAGACCCCAAGAGCGGGAAGAUCUCCAGGCAGCUGCUGGGGGAGCUCCACAGUGAUAAGGAGUACCUGGAGAAGCUGCUGAAAGAUGAAGAUCUGGUCAAAGACAGAAUGCGGAAUGGAGAGAAGCUCCAGGACCUCAUUGUCGGCUGUCUCACCUACCUGGACACGCGCACAGAGUUCUGGCGUCAGCAGAAACCCAUAUACGCCCGGGAGCGGGACCGCAAGCUCAUGCGGCAGAAGUGGACCAGAACCCAGGUGUGCUCGGCUUCGAACACUGCCAGCUAUGUUUUGAAGAGCCUUGAGGAGAUCGAUGCAGCCCUGUCAUCAGGCAAUGCAAAGGGCAGCCUGAAGAAGGCUCGUGAGGUCCUUAAGACAGUGCAGAACUGGUCAGAAGGGACGGUGCCCAAUAAGGUGGAAGUGUUGGGUAACUUGCACAGCUGCAUCGGCAAUGCCUUGUUUGAUAUGGGUGAAAUGAAGAGGGCACUGGACAGUCACCAGAAAGACCUGGAGCUGGCCAGGGACGGAAAUCUUACGGACGCAAAAUCAAGAGCUCUGGACAACAUUGGGCGAGUCUAUGCCCGGAUUGGAAAGUUUCCUCAAGCCAUACAGGUCUGGGAGGAGAAGAUCCCUCUUGCUUAUAGUGCUCUGGAGAGGGCGUGGCUCUUCCACGAGAUCGGACGCUGUUACCUGGAGCUAAAACGGUACACGGAGGCCCGGGACUACGGCUCGCGCUCACUGGCUGCGGCAGACGACAUCGGAGAUCAGAAGUGGCGGCUGAAUGCCAGUGUGCUGGUGGCGCAGUCGGAGGGGGAGCUGGGUAAUUACAAGUCUAGCGUGGCCCACUUUGAGGAAGCUCUACUCCAAGCCAGCGUCUUGCAAGAUGAACCAGCUAGAGACGCAAUUCAGAAGGCUCUCUGUAAAGCAAGACAGCACGUAACUGAGUUGGAGAUGAAGCCACUUACUUGAAGAACACCAGGGAACUGGAUGAAAAUGCUGACCUAAGUAAAAAAAGGAGUAAAAAAGUGUGGUUUUGGGAGAUUAAAACCCGACAUAAAAUGAGACACGAGCAACUGCUAAUA